Messenger RNA from Anopheles funestus (African malaria mosquito), 1634 nucleotides. RefSeq lists its product as uncharacterized. The transcript is spliced from 2 exons. Lineage: Eukaryota; Metazoa; Arthropoda; Insecta; Diptera; Culicidae. The record is from RefSeq and is a predicted model, not a curated record. The coding region runs from base 263 to 1573 and encodes 436 amino acids.
ACAGUGACGUUUGAUUGUUGUGGUUCUGCGAUGCUAAAACAAAAGCAACAAAAAAAGGACUCUGUUUGGUGCAGUACGUAGGUCGAGACGUACAUUUACUGUAUUGUUUGUUCACCCAAGUGGUAGCUUAAAGUGGAUAACACAAAAUCUGUGUAAGAUUUUAACCUUUUCAUUACAUAGGAUUAAACAUUCGGUCACUGUAUUUGAACAUUUCUGGACAGUACGUUUGGGAGUAACACGAGCAUUUGAAACACAUCACAGCAUGCCGUACGCUGUGGUGGAAACGACGGAUACCCUUGGAAAUAAGGAGCUUCUCGCUGCACCGGAAAGCUGGAUUCAGGAGCAGGACGAUGGAAAACAGUAUCUUUGCUGGCCAAACGUGAGAAACAUUACCACACUGAAUGCAUUAUUACAGAAUGACUGUAGUGUACCAUCGUUGAUGUGGGAAAAACAUGAAUGCAUGGUUAAGCGGCAUAAUAUUGUGUCGCUCGAAUUGGCAACUAAGGCAAUAGAAGGUAUUCAAAGACAAAGCGAAAAGAAAACCAGCCCAGUUAGAAGAGUCGUCCAUAAAAGUCCUGAUAUCGAUGCGCAUCGGAUGCGCAGCAGUGUACCAGGUAGAAAUGCUCGGGAGAGACAUUCAGCCGGACAAAACAACGAUUCCAUCCCUGUUGAGGAGAAUGCUCAGGAACCAGACCAUGACUUUCCAUCCGAUCCCCUGGAUGAAACUAGAUUGAGCGUUAAAGUUUCUAAAAUGUUCAAUGAACUCAAGAAUCUUAUUGAUUCCAAUCAGGAAGAAAUGACGAAAAAAAUGAACGAAGGGUUUUAUCGUGUACAGAAAUCCAUGGCCACCUUGAUGCAUCAGCGGACGGGGCAACCAGUGGCGUCUACAUCUACGGUCAGCCCAACAUCAAAUAGGAACGAAAACCUUGACAUCAAGCCUUUGAAGACCAUAGAAGAAAUGAACGAUUUCGAAGAGCGACUGAAGGACGAAGAUUAUCGAAAGCAAGUACGGAAUUGGAUAGAAAGUGUCGUAUCAUAUGAGCGUAACCCGGAAUGCCGCAUGAUGGAAAUACUAGACUUGCUGUUCGAUCGUCACUUAUUGCCCAACUUUAGCUGGACAGGUGCCAGUGCCAAAGGUGUUAAGAAGCAUGCAUUCGGGGAGUACAGAAAUAUUAUUUUGCUGUUUACUUAUGCCGGCACUACCAGCAUGCACCGCGCAGAUAAGACGUUUGUGGCUAAUUUUUUUAAGAAAAAACUUAGACAUGCCCCCAUUCGAGCCGUUUUACUAAAAGGCAUGAGAAGAUGCGUUCCUCAUUCUCCUGCACCGAGAUCAAUCAUAGGUAGAAAGAGAGUGAAAAACAUUGGUGAAAUGGACAGCAGUGCGAAAUAUGUUAAAAUAAGCAAGGUGGUGUACGAAAACGUUGACAGAGACGACUGUUCCGAUGAGGACAAAAAUGAUAUACAUCAAUUUGUGGUAGAUCAUGAGUAUACAGACUUUAAACGACUACAACAUGAUUCCGCAAAUGAUCUGCAACCGACAUUAUUCAUGAGUGCAGAAGACGAAUCCGAAUAACUCACACAACAUGUACGUUACAUACCACAAGAAUAAAUAGUAACUUCUUAAGAAUAUUAAA